Drosophila busckii is the source of this 1052-nucleotide messenger RNA. RefSeq lists its product as uncharacterized. The transcript is spliced from 4 exons. The record is from RefSeq and is a predicted model, not a curated record. NCBI's taxonomy places the organism in Eukaryota, Metazoa, Arthropoda, Insecta, Diptera, Drosophilidae. The coding region runs from base 52 to 570 and encodes 172 amino acids.
UUGCUAUUGAGUAAGAAUUUUGUAGCUCUGCUUUUAAUAUUUCAGCAGUUGAUGCAACUGAGAGCGGAUAAAAGCAAACAAUAUGUAGUCAAUAAAAAUGAGUACAAACUGUAUGUAGACAAGUGUCCAAAGAUGCUGCCACAACCAAAAAUUGUUAAAGAAAAACUGCUGGGUUAUUGGUUUGCUUAUAUAGCAACACCGCUGCCUACAAUAAACUAUAACCGUCGUUGUGCUUCCUACAAUGUUAGGGGCUCGCCUUAUUUUAAGAACAACAUAAUCUAUACAAACCACAAGGAUUUAGUUGUUACCUACUUUUGCGACUAUGAUGAGGAUCGAAAAAUGUUUAAACGCAAAUUGCGCGUUUUAACGCGCAAUCGCACGCCCAAUGAGGAAAUGAUUGCCGGCGUUGUAUUCAAGUUUCUCAUGGAGCGCGGCUUUCCCAUUGAAGCAUUAGAUUGGCUUAAGACCGAAGCAUAUUGCUUUGAAUGGUAUCAGCUGAACUUUGAGAUCCAUGUGCGACCCAAAGCGUAUCAAGCGCCCUUCAAUGAUCCUGGCCCAUUGGGACGUUAAUUGCAAAUCGAUAAACAAUUAAUCGUAUGCCCCAAAAAGCACAGAAAUCCUACAACUACAUUAGCCGCAUUGAAUCAAUUAUGCAACAAAAACACAGUUUGGAGUUGACAACAUAUGUUGACAGCAACAGCUGCCAAUUUAACUGCCGAAAAAAAGGCAACAAAACAAGCAGAAAAGAUUGUCUUUAGUUUUUGUUGUUGUUAUUUUAUUGACUUUUUUUUUGCUUUGGCUUCCUCGCUCUUGACGCACAAAUUGAGUCUCUGGCCUCGGGAUAUGGGGCCAAGAAAAUUAAACUUCUUUUGUGGCACAAGUGGCGUAUGCGUAACGCACAAUUUCUUAUUGACUGGGCGUCGACUGUUGGGGCUUUUGUUAGGCAUAAAGACGAGCAAUAAUUGUCAAUGACGCACUUAGGAUUCGCAGCAUUUGAGCCAAAGAGCAAAACAAAUUCUAUUUGAUUUCAUUUUAUAUUUUGUUAAAUAUUU